This is a messenger RNA of Perca fluviatilis (European perch), 2647 nucleotides long. RefSeq names its product GABA(A) receptor-associated protein like 2 (gene gabarapl2). Lineage: Eukaryota; Metazoa; Chordata; Actinopteri; Perciformes; Percidae. The record is from RefSeq and is a predicted model, not a curated record. Gene Ontology annotation, biological process: cellular response to nitrogen starvation; autophagosome assembly; autophagy of mitochondrion. Gene Ontology annotation, cellular component: autophagosome; autophagosome membrane; cytosol. The transcript has 4 exons. Bases 184 to 561 code for a protein of 125 amino acids. Gene Ontology annotation, molecular function: ubiquitin protein ligase binding.
GACGGUGACGUCACCUCCCAGCUAGACUGCCAGUUGGAUUGUUCGGGCAGGAGAGACAGUUGUUGACGUGUAGUUUUGAUCGCUUUUGUCUGCAUUUUUGGACAUUACGCCGACAUUAUCCGCGGAUUUAGAAACCCGCCUUUCGACUGUGUCAUCACGCCUCAGUGCGGGGAUCCAGCAAAGAUGAAAUGGAUGUUUAAAGAGGACCAUUCCCUGGAGCAUCGAUGUGUGGAGUCAGCCAAAAUACGAAACAAAUAUCCUGACAGAGUACCGGUGAUAGUGGAGAAGGUGUCUGGCUCGCAGAUAGUGGACAUUGAUAAGAGGAAGUACCUUGUGCCCUCUGACAUCACAGUGGCCCAGUUCAUGUGGAUCAUCAGGAAACGCAUCCAGCUGCCUUCAGAGAAAGCCAUCUUCCUCUUUGUCGACAAAACUGUCCCCCAAUCCAGUCUGACUAUGGGCCAGCUGUACGACAAGGAGAAGGACCAGGACGGCUUUCUGUACGUGGCCUACAGCGGAGAAAACACCUUUGGUUACCAGGCCUUUUAUACAACACGGGGCUAACGCUCUCUCUCUCUCACACACACACACACACACACACACACACACACACACACACACAUACAACAUACUGUAUACUAAUGCACAAUGUUUCAAACAUUGGCACUUUCAAGUAAUGCACCUUCACACUUGGCACAGUUAUUUAUGGUCAAUUUUUGAUACUAGAAAAUACACAUUUUAUGGUGAAAAUUAAUGACACCAAAAUGCUACAAUAAACAAACAAGUAACAAACGUGGCAGACUCAGAUGAUCAUCAGUGUCAAGAAAUGCUUGACCCAAUGGUUGGUCCUUUGUCAUGAUUGCUGUUUAAAAGUUGUGGAGAGAAAUAUCGUUAACACUGCCGUAAAAUAAUAACAACGCACAUUAUAGGCACGUCAGAUAUUCAUUUUCCAAGUAUCAACAUCAGUAUUAAAGUAAAAACAAAAAACCAAACAAAUUUAGGCUUUGACACAGACACACACACACACACACACACACACACCAAUUAUUGCUCAUUACCCAAUCAUGCUCUAUUUUCUUUCUGUCCAGCUGUGUUGUCACAGAUAUUUGUGUUCAGCUGAAGUGAGAAAGAAACCCUAUAACCAUGUGACUAGCUAACCACAUUAUGGAUGUAUUUGUGUGGCUUUUUCAUAUCAUGUAUAAAAACUUCAGUAUUUAACUUUAAAGCCACAGGUACACGCAGCACUACGAUAGGCUAUGAGAACAACUAUAAGCAUGUGAAAGAAGACGGUGAAUGAUGGUGGAUGACUGUAAGCUGCCAGUAAGGAGGCAGCCAGUGUAAGUUCUAGGAUAAGGGGUGCCUGGAACCCUUUUAAUGUCUUUUUUUAUUUUUUUAAAUGUUAUUCUACUGUGCUAACUGUGCAUUUUAACAUAAUUUUGGACCACCAUGAUAGGGGAAACACUGAAUUAUGUAACUAGAAAGACACCAACAAUUCUUAGAAAACUUCCUUUAAUGCUGAGCCACAGGGCCGUCCCUACAAAGGUCAGGUGGUAUUACACAUUAAGUCGGAAAUGUAUCCAUGGAGAAGCCGACAUUUCCAAAAUGCAGGAUCAAUAACUUUUGAAAAUUAGAGAUUUAUGCGAUUUUAACUAAUGGCUGACAAGCACUAUUUUCUGAAAAUGGCUCAGAAUUUCUUUUCUAAAUAAUCUAGGCAUCUAGAUUUUGGGUUUAGUUUCACAAUGUUGUGAUAUUCAUAGAGCAGAACUUCUUAGCUCACAAUAGAUUACCACAGACUUUUUUUUUUUUGCAAUUAUUUUUUAUGGGUGCCGGUAUCAAGGCUCAAAUGGCCCCUGGUAUAGUGUGUCCAGCUCAGGGCCAUGGUCCAGCCCCUGUCCCUAGGAUGUUACUCAGUACUUCCCAGCCUGGCUGUUAUGUAUUUGCACAUUGCGUUGGCCAACAGCAUGACAUAAACCAAAUUGACCUGCUUAUGAAAUCCAACACUUUACUUGAAGUUUACUGUGUCGAUUUGUGAAAUUUUUAUAAACAAUGCUGAAGUUAGCUUCCGAUUCGUCAGUUAAGGUUCAGGAAAACAUAACUUACAUUGCUGAGCGACUGAGCCUCGUUAUUUUUUGCACCUCUUAAGCGUGAUUUAAGGUCCUGCGGAGGCUCCACGCACAGCUUUCACCGUAGCCUACUAAGUGGCCUGAAGUGUAUACUUUGAUUUUUAUAUGUUAAUGAUUAAAAUACACAAGGCUCUCAGCUGCUUUGUGGGUUAAUAAAAAGACUUCAAGUAAAGUGUUGCUCGGGUCUUUGGCUGCACGGGUGUCGUUCUUCUCUUCACUCAGAUGACUGACGCUGACAUUUUGGCUGCUCCUGUAGUUUUUGGUGCUGAAUCCGAGUGAGGCGUAUUAUUUACUUGACCCAUUGAAGUGUUCAUAUUUGUGCACCACAAAAGCUGAUUCAGGCUUUUAAACAUGGUAUGUAGAUGUGUAAUAUAUCGAUGGAAUGCUAUGAUAUUCAGUAUUGUUUUUAUUUCAUCAGUGUUGUAUGAUUGUUAAAUAUAUCUUAAAGACAGGACAAGGAAUUUUAGAUAUUUGAAAAAGGUAAGGUAGCUGGGAGACCUGACCAAUAAAAAUGAAUGUAAAAUGAA